Molecule: messenger RNA, 2186 nt
Organism: Lolium perenne
Lineage: Eukaryota; Viridiplantae; Streptophyta; Magnoliopsida; Poales; Poaceae
Product: dolichol kinase EVAN
Biological process (GO): dolichyl monophosphate biosynthetic process
Cellular component (GO): endoplasmic reticulum membrane
Molecular function (GO): dolichol kinase activity
Source: RefSeq, a predicted model, not a curated record
GGGGACGAGUGGAGAUGCUCUAACACCCGAGCUCCAACACCUGGACCCGGCCGGUUCUUCGCGCCACCUCCCCCGGGAUCGGGCUCGGCCAUGGCGUCUUCCUCGGCGCUGGUAACCGGGGAGCGGCUCGUCGUCUUCCUCUUCGCCGCACGCGUCGCGGUCGCCGCCCCGGCCCACCUCGCGGCCCCGCUCGCGCUCCUCGCCGCGGCCGCCCUCGCGGUCGACCUCGCCGUCGACCGCUCCGCCUCCGCCCCUUCCUCCCCGCUCCAAAGGUUCAGGACGAGGCCAGGUGCUUCGUCAGGCAUUCUUCUUGGCGCUACUACUCUGCCCUGUGUCAUGCUUGCACGGUUAAUCCAACUUUUGAGGAUCUUACCGACAGAUCCUAAUGGGCCAGAAGAAUUUGCAUACCUCGAAAUGCAGUACUGGGCGGUAUCUAUCAGUUGCCUCAGUGUGCUAGCUUCAUUCCUUUGGCAUCUACGCCAGUCUGCCAACAAUGGAGUUUCUAAAACUUUGAAAUGUGGUUCAUUGAUCGUAGUUUUAUAUGUCAUGACAUUAUUAUUUUUCCUACUGAAGACUGAUGGAGGUCUGUUGAUGGCAAAAAAUGGGUAUUUACUCGUUCAUGGUGUGGCUGCUGUGAUCUUAAUGAAGCACAUCCUAGAGAAGUUCCCUUCAUGUUCAUCUUUUGGGGAGGCACUUUUGGUAUCAAGUGGCCUCGCCCUUUACUUUGGUGAUAUGCUGGCCCAUACUCUUUCAAAGAUGGAGUUUUCUGCAUCAUCAGAAGCACUCAUUCACACGCCUAGAACUCGAAGCGAGAUAGCCACAGUUAUUCAGGGGAUUUUGCUUGGACUUUUUCUACUUCCCUUGUUGUGCAAAUGUUCUCUUCAAGUUUGGGUUUACUUUAAAACACUGGGGAAGCAAAGGACACAAGCAGUUGAGAAGCAUGCAGAAAAAAGAAUAGGUUCUGUUGUAUUUUAUGUCUCAUUGUUGGUGGUAUUGCUGAUGUUAGUGCCAUCAUGGACACACCUUGUUCAGGGUCUCGAAGUGCAUCCGUUUGUCUGGGUUCUUAACUAUAUGUUCACCAAUUCACAUGAACGUCUCGCAUUAUGUGCAUACUGGAUAUGUGUGAUAUUUGUAUCUGUUAAAAAAUUCUACAGUAUAUCAAAGCGAAGCAAAACAGAAAGGAUUCUUUUGCGCAAGUACUAUCAUCUUGUUGCUGUCCUGAUUUUCUCUCCUGCUGUUAUAUUUCAGCCUGCUUUCUUGGACUUGGCAUUUGGUGCAGCGUUUGCAGUUUUCUUAAUACUAGAGAUGAUUCGUGUUUGGGAAGUAUAUCCUCUUGGGCAUACUGUACAUCAAUUCAUGAACGCCUUCACUGACCAUCGUGAUUCUGAGAUUCUCAUUAUUAGUCAUUUCUCACUCUUGCUGGGCUGUGCGCUUCCUAAAUGGAUGUCAUCUGGAUUCAAUGACCGGCCACUUGCCCCUUUUGCUGGAAUUCUCAGCUUGGGAAUAGGUGAUACCAUGGCAUCAAUGAUAGGGUACAAGUAUGGUGUCCUAAGAUGGAGCAAAACAGGAAAGAAAACAAUUGAAGGCACGGCAGCAGGCAUAACCUCUGUACUGGCAGCCUGCUCAAUUCUGGUAUCACUCUUAGCUUCAAGUGGAUACAUUCUUUCACAGCACUGGGUGUCACUUUCGGUAGCCGUGAUAUUAAGCUUAUUAUUGGAAGCAUAUACGACACAGCUCGAUAAUGCUUUCAUACCCCUCGUGUUCUAUAGUCUUCUCUGUCUAUAAAUUAAGAGUAACAUAUUGUACAUCUAACUGACCGUGAGGUCCUCCUUUUUGCUUACUAAUAUAGAGCACAGCAAGGCAAUAGGUAUAGUCAUCUGGCCUAUGUGCUUCUUUGUACCAUCUCCGGCUAGAAAUAGCUGGUUUAGUUAUAGGAUAUGUUUUUUUUUUUUUUUUUGAAUUAGCGAAUAUUCCCUCCGGUCUGAAAUAAUCGACGCGUCACAGUACCUGCCCCCUGUGUAUUUCCUGUCUGAGGGCGCGUCAAUUUAAUGCUACCAGAGGGAGUAUUUCAGUACAUGGCAUCUUUUUUUUUUUUGAGAUGCAGUACAUGGCAUCUUUGAUAUACUUGAUUGUGACUUCUAAGGUGUAAUUGUGACAAAUUAUUCCAAAGUGGUUCCAUUCCAUCA